This is a messenger RNA of Lactuca saligna, 1755 nucleotides long. NCBI's taxonomy places the organism in Eukaryota, Viridiplantae, Streptophyta, Magnoliopsida, Asterales, Asteraceae. The record is from the annotation of a GenBank genome assembly.
AUGGACUUUGCGAUGGUGGAACUCAACUACCAAGGGGUAUUUAAUCGAAAUCCUUUCUCUUACACUGGUGGUGUUAAAACCAUCUUCAAUGAUGUUGAAUUUUCUUCUAUGACUUAUUCUGAGUUUGUGACCUUCUGCGAACGUUUCAUGCAUGAAGAGUGUAAAAAGUUUUACUACUGUGAACCAGACAUGUCCUUCAUGGAAGGCCUUAAUCCCAUUUCAGAUGAUGUGGAAUAUUCUGCUUAUAUUUUUGAUGCUUAUGGAACAGAUGGUGUAAUUUCAGUUUAUGUGGAUCAUAUUGGGGUUGGUGUUGAUGGGUGGCAUGAUGAUAAAGAUAAUGAUGAUGAUGAACAUGAGUCUUGUAUUGAUGGUGAAAAUGAAGACAACAUAGAUGAACUUAGAAAUGUUGCCUUUGAAUUUAAUGAGGAUGUAGUGCAUAUGAAUAGGACAUCAAAUGAUCCUUUCUUGAGUAAGCUAUGUGUUGAUGAUGAGGAUGCAAACAACAUUGUAGAUGAUGACAAUGGGAGAGAAGUUGAAGUUAACAUACAAGCUCAUUCCAUAUUUAAUGAGCUAUUACACUGGAAAAAACAAAAACCAAUUCUAGGGAUGAGAUUUAAGGGUCCAGGGCAAGUAAAAUCAAUGUUGUGUAACUAUGUUGUAGCUAAUGGAUAUCAAUUGUGUUUUGAAAAAAUGAUCGGACAAGACUUUUGGAACUUCAAGUUUGGAUCAUUGGUGACAUAUGCAUGGAUUGGGAGUCACUAUACCAAAGAGAUUGUAGAAAGUCAGAAAAUAAGUGUAAGGAAGCUUAGGUUAAAGGUAAUGGCCAAGUUUGGUAUCCAAGUUAGUAUGGGGCAAUGUAGAAGAGCAAAGAAGUAUGCACUGAAACUUGUUGAAGGAAACCUUGUUGAACAUUAUGAUAUGGAGGAUGGGCCAGAUGGAAAGAAAUAUUUUAGCAAGUUCUAUUGUUGUUUUCAAGGAGUUAAACAAGGUUGGAUUGAAGGGUGUAGAAGGGUAAUUGGUCUUGAUGGAUGUUUUCUUAAAGGUGUUUGUAAGGGAGAAUUGCUUUGUGCUAUUGGGAGGGAUGCAAAUGACAAGAUAUAUCCUAUUGCUUGGGCAGUGGUUAAUGUGGAGAACAAGCAGAAUUGGAAGUGGUUUCUAGAGCUUCUCAUUGAUGAUCUACACUUGAAUUUAGGCAAUGGUUUCAGUUUAAUGUCAGACCAACAUAAGAAGAGAUUUACUGGUCCAUAUAUCAUAUUGUUUUGGAGAGCAUCUAAAGCCACAACUGAGCAUGCUUUUAAAGUUGUGAUGAAAGAAAUUGUGACAUUGAACCCAGAAGGCCGUCAAUAUCUCAUGGAGAAAGAUCCUAAAACAUGGUCUAGAGCUUUCUUUCAAACUGGAAGGUGUUGUGAUGCAGUUGAAAAUGGGUUCUCAAAAAGUUUUAAUGUUGUAAUAGUAGAUGCUAGGAAGAAACCCAUAAUAACCAUGUUAGAGGAGAUAAGAUUAUACAUGAUGGACAGAAUCUACAACAUGAAAUUAAAGGGACAACAAUGGGGAAAUCAUAUUUGUCCAGAGAUAAGGGAUAAGGUGAAUUUGCUUAAAAAAGCUCAAAGGAAUUAUCAGGUACUACCAAGUGGAUUAAACCAGUUUGAGGUAAGGGGAGCAAUAGAUGCAUAUGAGGUGGACUUAGAAAAAAAAACAUGCUCAUGUAGGUUUGUGGCAAUUGAAUGGAUAUGGAUGUGCUCAUUCUGUAGCUAG